AUGGCAGCAGACGGCGCAGCACCUAUCAUCACACCUGAAGAGGCUAACGAUCAGGACUCGUCACUUGGAGACGAUCCGACAUCGUCGACCGCAAGUCUUACGAGUUCCAUCCUCGACUACCGUCGCGAAAACGGGAGAACAUACCACGGAUACAAGGAUGGAAAAUAUCACCUUCCGAACGAUGAUCUAGAAAACGAUAGGCUAGACUUCCAACAUCAUUUAUUCCUUCGCACUUUGGACAACAAACUUGGUCUUUCACCCCCAAACCUCCCUGGUUCUGGAGUCAAGCGCGUCCUGGACUUAGGCACUGGCACAGGAAUUUGGGCGAUGGACUUUGGUGACGAGCAUCCUGAAGCCGACAUUACCGGCGUUGAUCUAUCUCCCAUCCAACCUAGCUUCGUCCCACCAAAUGUUCGGUUCAUCAUUGACGAUAUCGAUGAGGAGUGGGACUAUCCCGAGCCCUUUAAUUACAUACACAGCAGGAUGAUGAACUUCAGCGUUAAGGACUGGCGUGUUUACAUGAGCAAAAUCUACCAGAAUCUUGUCCCAGGGGGCUAUGUUGAACUCCAGGACAUCGAUGUCAUGAUGGGGUCCGACGACGGAAGUCUAACCGAGGACACUGCACUCUUAAAAUGGAACAAGCUUUUAAGAGAAGCAGCCAUUGAGCUAGAUAGGCCCUUCGAAGAAACUGGCGCGUUCGAGAACAUCAUGGCCGAGGUCGGAUUCACUAAUAUCGUCACCAAACGCUUCAAAUGA
Messenger RNA from Fusarium mangiferae, 756 nucleotides. RefSeq lists its product as uncharacterized. NCBI's taxonomy places the organism in Eukaryota, Fungi, Ascomycota, Sordariomycetes, Hypocreales, Nectriaceae. Bases 1 to 756 code for a protein of 251 amino acids. The record is from RefSeq and is a predicted model, not a curated record. The transcript has 8 exons. Gene Ontology annotation, molecular function: methyltransferase activity.